AUGAAGGUGUUGGAUUCUCCGUUCGAAUCUCUCGCCGUUAGUUAUUUGAGCUACGGAGUCUACACCGCCGUCAACAAUAUGUUAUGGGCGUGGAUAGCCGUUUUCACGGCGUCCGUUAGCUGGUGGAGGAUCACCAGGGCUUUAUCAUCAUCACCAUCACCAGUACCGCUUCUGUCAAGACCGGAGCAAUCAACACCGCCGCCGCCGCCUCGUCCGGAACCUGCGGCGGUGGAGGUGGCCGGCGAGCCCACGACGUCGUGUGAAUGCAGCCCGAAAGGGAAGUACUUCAGCAUGUAUAAUUAUGAUAAUGAGCAAGGCGGCGAAGAUGACGUUGACGGCGGAAGCAAUAUUAACGGAGGUGGGUCGGUGGUGGUAGAGAAAUUAGGGCGGCGGGUGGACGAUUGGGAGAGAGUGAUGGUGGUGAUGAAAAUGGGAGAUAUGGGGUGGUACAGAUGCCAGGAUUUUGAUGUCCUGGACGGAAGUGUUGUGCGGUUGUGGGAUGACGACCGCCGCCGCCACACUGGUGGCGGAUUGCGGCGUCACGUGGUAGGUGUAGAAAAUGUAGGUGGUGUAUGGUUGUAG
Messenger RNA from Erythranthe guttata (spotted monkey flower), 582 nucleotides. RefSeq lists its product as uncharacterized. The record is from RefSeq and is a predicted model, not a curated record. NCBI's taxonomy places the organism in Eukaryota, Viridiplantae, Streptophyta, Magnoliopsida, Lamiales, Phrymaceae.